Melampsora larici-populina 98AG31 is the source of this 2196-nucleotide messenger RNA. RefSeq names its product putative oligopeptide transporter. The transcript is spliced from 12 exons. Gene Ontology annotation, molecular function: oligopeptide transmembrane transporter activity. Bases 1 to 2196 code for a protein of 731 amino acids. The record is from RefSeq and is a predicted model, not a curated record. Lineage: Eukaryota; Fungi; Basidiomycota; Pucciniomycetes; Pucciniales; Melampsoraceae. Gene Ontology annotation, cellular component: fungal-type vacuole membrane.
AUGACUAGUAUCUCUCAGCAUCAUUCAACGACCACCACUACCACUGCCACAAUGGAUCAAGAAACCGAACCUGAUUUUACAUUUCGAUCUGUAGGUGUAGGAUUAUCUAUUGGAUUAGUCUUAGCCUUUACAAAUAUGUACUUUGGACUACAAACUGGUUGGAUAUCGAUGAUGUCAUUACAAUCGAGUUUACUUGGUUACGCAAUCUUUAAAGUGAUUCCCGGAAGAUUUCUAAGUCGACCAUUAUCCAUCAAAGAAAACGUUUUACUUCAAACUACUGCAACUGCAAUGGGUACAAUGCCAUUAUCAGCAGGAUUGGUUGGAAUCAUUCCAGCUUUAUCACAAUUAUCUUUAAAAUUAGAUGGAUCUGAACCUAUAAUCUUAUCACCAAUUUCAUUGAUUGGUUGGUGUUUAGCAGUUGCUUUUUUUGGAGUUUAUUUAGCUAUUCCAUUAAGAAAACAAGUAAUAAUUAAAGAACAAUUAGCAUUUCCAUCUGGAAUAGCAACAGCUCAAGUUUUAUCAGUUCUACAUGAUUUACCAAGUCCAAAUCUUCUUAAAAGAUCUAGGUUUAGAAGUGAUGAAAGUGUCAAUUCUCCUUCAAGAACCGAAUAUAUUCCAUUACCUACAAGUUUAAAUGAAAUUGAAGAUCAAGAUAGUUUAAGUAAAUCUAAUACUACUCCUAUUGAUUUAGAUCAUCCUGAGUUAAAGAAAUCGAAACUGGCUCAAUGGAAAGCUCUGAUUAUCAGUUUCAGUGCCUCGAUCACUUAUACUCUUUUGUCAUUGGCCUUUCCUGUGCUAUAUGCCAUACCUAUCUUUGAUGUUUUUGGUCCAGUGGCUCAUACAUGGUUAUGGUGGUUUACCCCAUCCUUUGCGUUCGUUGGUCAAGGGAUCAUUAUGGGAUUUCAUACGGUUUAUAGUAUGAACCUUGGUAUGAUCGUGAGUUGGGCAAUCUUAUCUCCUCUUGCCAAGAAUCAAGGAUGGGCUCCAGGCGAAGUUGGAAAUUCGGAAAAUGGAUCUAAAGGUUGGAUUCUGUGGCCUGCAUUAUCAAUAAUGAUGGUUGAAUCAAUUGUUAGCUUAUCCUCAGUCAUCUUAACAUAUGUAAUCCAACAAAAGUUGAAAUACCAAAGAACUUCAACCCGAUCAGUACGAAGACCUUCACUAACACCUCGUCAAAGCUCCAUAGACUCUCUUUCAACAGUUUCGUCACAUCGUGAUGAGAUUGGAACCAGUUCUAAUGAUGAUGAUCAUGUUGAUGAUGAAGAUACAGUAGAGAUGAAAUGGAUGUUAUGCGGAUUCUUGACUUCUUGUUUAGUUUGUAUUGGAUUUAUGUUUUUAAUCUUUGGUACUCAUCGAACAGAAGGAAUUCAAUGGUGGGCCACUUUGAUCGCUUUAGGACUUGCAUCUUUAUUCAGUUUAUUAGGGGUUCGAGCAUUAGGAGAAACUGAUUUGAAUCCAGUUUCAGCCAUUGGAAAGAUUUCACAAUUAAUCUUUGGAUUAAUUCAACCUAAUAACAUUGUAGCGAAUUUAAUUGCCGGAGGGAUAUCUGAAGCAGGAGCAAUGCAAUGUGGUGAAAUCAUGCAAGAUUUCAAAACCGGUUAUCUUCAUCAUGUUUCACCUAAAAGUAUGUUUUAUGGUCAAAUGAUUGGUUCAUUUGUUUCGGUGUUUGUUUCGAGUGGUGUUUAUUUGAUUUAUAGUAAAACGUUUACUUUACCUAGUACAUCUUUUCCAGUACCUACAGCAGCAGUUUGGUUAAGUUUAGCUAGAUUAGUUAAUAAUGGAGAAUUACCACCUAAAAGUAAAGAAACUAUGAUCGUGUUUGGAAUCGUUUUUUUUGGAGUCUCUACACUUAGAUUGUUAUCUAGUUCUGAAACUUUACUUAAUCGACACCAUCGUUCUAAACUAAGUUGGACACAAUACUUACCAUCCGGAAUAGCAUUUUCAGUAGGAUUUAUUAAUACACCAUCAUUUUCGAUUUCAAGAAUGAUUGGAGGAACGAUUAUUUAUUUUGUGAAUCGAAAUCAAUCUUUAAAACAUCAAGAAUCAAUUAAGAUUCGAUGGAUCAUUAUUGGUUCAGGUUUCGUUUUGGGUGAAGGGAUUGGUAGUAUUCUGGGUUUGGGUUUGAAGUCUUUUGGAUUCGGUCCGGUUAGUUGUUGGGGUUGUGGGUUAGGUGGUGGUGGGUAUUGUGGUGGUUGUUAA